AUGACAUCGAAGAUACCAGAGUGUCCAAUCUGCUUUGAACAUUACAAUGACCAAAGCAAAUGUCCUCGGCUUCUGAGUUGUGGACACAGCUUCUGCUCAAGCUGUCUGGAGAGACUUCUCCAUGGUAACACCAUUGAUUGUCCCACAUGCAGAAAUCCUGGUGCUGUUCCUACUGGGGUGGAAGGACUGUUAAAGAAUUUUGCAUUAUUGGACCUUGUGAAUGACACACCCAAAGAAAAUGUUGGGAGUAAUACAGGCUCACAUGAUUGUGAAGCUUGUGGUGAGAAGCACGCUGCAAAUUUCUGCUGCCUUGACUGCAAAGAAAACAUGUGCAAAACUGCAGCUCAGUUUCAUACUCGCAACAAGGCAAGUCGCGAUCAUCAAGUUGUCUCCCUCGAGGAACUGGAAGCAAACCCUCAGCUCACUUCUGCAUCCCUCAUAUGCCAAAAACACAACGAUAAAUUCCGGUUUUUUGAUGAGAAAUGUGGUCAUGCAGUUUGUAGAGAAUGCAUCGCUCUUGAACACUUUGGUCACUUGUGUUUACCACUUGCUGAAACUGCCUCAGAGUAUGGAAAUGAAGUGAAAGAUCUAAUAAAAAAGACUAACAUGUGGAAACUGGAUCAGCGGUUGAAUAUGAACUGGAAAAGGCUCAACUUGAAAAGGAGGUGGGAUACCUACAAGGCAUCCUUAAAAAGGUAA
Molecule: messenger RNA, 699 nt
Organism: Porites lobata
Lineage: Eukaryota; Metazoa; Cnidaria; Anthozoa; Scleractinia; Poritidae
Source: the annotation of a GenBank genome assembly